AUGAGGGCAGUGGGUGCAGGCGGGCGCUCGCUCGCACAGUGGCAGCGAACAGAGGCAGCAGCAGCAGUUGUCCAACCCCCACUCCCUCCCACAGCCACCCACUCGCCGCCAGUUCCCGCCCCGCUAAACUCGCCCGUUUCAUAUCUCCACACCUCCGCCUGCGCGCAGUUUCUCGCCUCACGUAUCAGCUUCUUCCUGACGUCGUACGUGCUGCCGCUGCUGCUGAUCGUGAGCCUGUACCUGCGCAUGCUGAUGCGGCUGUGGCGCGCCGGGGCGCCUGGCGGCCACCUCUCCGCCGAGAGCCGGCGCGGCAAGAAGCGCGUCACGCGCAUGGUCGUCGUCGUGGUCGCCAUCUUCGCCGUCUGCUGGUGUCCCAUACAGGUGAUCCUGGUGCUGAAGACGGUCGGGAUGUACGACAUCACGACGGCGAAGGUGAUGCUGCAGAUCGUGUCGCACGUGCUGGCGUACAUGAACUCGUGCGUCAACCCCAUCCUGUACGCUUUCCUGUCGGACAACUUCCGGAAGGCAUUCCGGAAGGUGAUCUACUGCGGGCCGGCGGGCGGCGGCGGCGGGGCCUGCGGCCGCUGCACGCGCACACCGCCAACGGCACCAAGACCACGCGCGCCGACGCCUCCACCGACGACCUGCUCUGAGCUCCCACCAGGUCGGUGCGCCGCUCGCCUCUGGUUCACACCCAACCCGUUCUCUGCAGCUUAG
Molecule: messenger RNA, 717 nt
Organism: Schistocerca piceifrons (Central American locust)
Lineage: Eukaryota; Metazoa; Arthropoda; Insecta; Orthoptera; Acrididae
Product: allatostatin-A receptor-like
Exons: 4
Coding region: 1-717 (238 amino acids)
Biological process (GO): G protein-coupled receptor signaling pathway
Cellular component (GO): membrane
Molecular function (GO): G protein-coupled receptor activity
Source: RefSeq, a predicted model, not a curated record